Molecule: messenger RNA, 1041 nt
Organism: Mesitornis unicolor (brown roatelo)
Lineage: Eukaryota; Metazoa; Chordata; Aves; Mesitornithiformes; Mesitornithidae
Product: serine/arginine-rich splicing factor 7-like
Exons: 8
Biological process (GO): mRNA splicing, via spliceosome
Cellular component (GO): cytoplasm; ASAP complex; nucleoplasm
Molecular function (GO): RNA binding; zinc ion binding
Source: RefSeq, a predicted model, not a curated record
GGGGCGGGAUGGCGCCCCGCCUCAGCCCGCUCUUGCUCUUGCUGUGGCACUGACAGCGGCUUCGACCAAGGUGUACGUGGGGAACCUGGGCACGGGCGCGGGCAAAGGCGAGCUGGAGAGAGCCUUCAGCUACUACGGGCCCCUGAGAACCGUGUGGAUCGCGAGGAACCCGCCGGGGUUUGCCUUCGUGGAGUUUGAAGACCCGAGGGAUGCUGAAGAUGCUGUUCGCGGACUUGAUGGAAAGGUGAUAUGUGGCUCCAGAGUUAGAGUGGAAGUGUCAACAGGGAUGCCUCGUCGCUCCCGUUAUGACAGGCCUCCUGCACGACGCCCCUUUGACCCUAACGACAGAUGCUAUGAGUGUGGUGAAAAAGGCCACUAUGCUUAUGAUUGUCACCGCUAUAGUAGCCGAAGGAGGAGCAGGUCCCGGUCUAGAUCCCGCUCAAGGUCCCGAGGAAGAAGGUAUUCUCGGUCACGCAGUCGGAGUCGCGGUAGGAGGUCCAGGUCGGCUUCCUAUCGUAGGUCCCGGUCGAUUUCUCCUCGUAGGUCUAGGUCUGUGUCUCCUCGCCGGUCUCGAUCAGGUUCCUUGAAGAGAUCCCGGUCUAGAUCAAGAUCCAGAUCUAGAUCCAGAUCUGUUACAUGGCCUCGAAGCAGGUCUAGGUCUCAUGGCAGAUCAAAAUCUGGCUCACCGCCUAAGAGUCGGUCAAAGUCCCGAUCACCAUCUCCAAAGAGAAGUCGUUCACCAUCCGGAAGCCCUCAAAGAAGUGCAAGUCCUGAAAGAAUAGAUUAAAGUUAUGAAGUUAAUCUUUUAGGAAGAAAGUUAUUUUGCUUACAUUAUUAUAAGGGAUUUUGUGGUGUCUUUGUAAAUGUAAGAAUGUAGAUAGAAGAGUAUAUCAACAAAAAUUUGGCAUGAUCUGGGUCUUCUGAGUUAGUCACACCAAUAGACUAGCACAGGUCUCUCUUUAUUGUAUGAAUUAACUUCCUGUGAUAUGAAAAUGUGGGACUUUUUUAUUGGCACAUUGAAAUAAAAUGUGUAUUUUUAAC